UCCUUGGAACUAUCCUCUUUAAAUGUUAGUAGCAAAGUCAUUCUACUGUCAGUCUUCAGUCAUCCAGUCUAAGUCUGACUUGCUCUUUAAUCUGAAUAGGCUGAAUAGCUCUUUUCACUGAAUGUAGACAGUUAUGGCUACGCCAGUAGGUUAUUCAGAUCCAAGUGACCGUCCUCUUUUAUUCAUUGCCAAGUACAAGUGUGAUAAAUGUGGUCACAAAUGGAAAGUCAAGAGGACAAAUGGUGGCAGGAAGAGGUGUCCAAUAGAUUCUAGUCAUAGUAUUUUGCCUGUACUACCAUACAAGAAGAUUCCUAUCAAUAAACUGGUUGUUUACAAGUGUCUACAAUGUUCAAGAGAAAUAAAAGAGACACGCUGCAAAAAAGAAGUCAACCAAGUUCCUUACUGUAGAGUUUGUAACUGUGACAUGAUAUUGGUUUCUUGCAAGGAUAUAAAAGCUGUAAAGAGAAUGUUUGGAGAAUUUUUUUGCAAGGAAUGCCAACGAGGUUGGAAGAGUGGCAAUGCAUGGGAAGGGAAAGGCCAAGAAUGUAAUAAAUGCAAUAGACUGGUCUACCCAUCGACACUCUGUCCUUUGAGACCACCAAAAUUUACUCCUGAACAUAGAGAACCACAUGACCAAAGCCGCUGUGAAAUGUGCAAGGAACUUGGUACGAAUUGCAGGACCUUUGAUUCAUAUGCCGGCAAUGUAGCUAGUACUGAAGAGCUACCACAUGAAGAGGAUGAAGAUAAUUUGAGUGUCAUUACAGACACAUCUAGUGCUCUGAGUAGUGUGAGGGAUAGAUCAUUCUCACCAGAAGAUGAUUUGAAUGACGACGACCUAUCUCCUGGCGAUGGUGAUCUGACCCCUACUGAACAUGAUCCUGGUCAAGAUGAUAUUGUUACAAAAGCUGCAGAAGAACUUGACAAGCUGUCAUUCAAUGAUCAUGAUGGAAAGAAGUGAAGCUGAAGCGUGGGAAGGGAAAUCCAAAUACCCAUCACUCUGAAAAGUAUUGUAAAAAGUGUUCACCUUUUAAAAUACAAUUGAAAAGAUUAUAAUCCUGAUGCUGAUACUGAUACUGAUACUGAUACUGAUAGUGAUGACCAUGCAAGUGAUUACAGUGAUGAUGAUCGUUAUUAUUAAGAAAAAUAAUGAUGUUUUUAUGGUCACAAUUUAUUUUUAAUCAUUGUCUCGAAGAACUACAAUAGAUUUUUGUCAGACUGAAAUUUAUUUUUGUGAAUACAUGUAUUAUGUAACUACAAUCCAUAUGCAUGGUUGUGUUUUUAAAUAUUUUUUUUAUUUUUUAUGGCUUUUUAGCUAUGAAUUUGCUCACUCCAACUGUUAUGUAGUCAUACUUCACACAUGCAGGAACAAUGCAAUGAAUAAUAGAUCAACUGCAGCUGCAGCUGCAUAGUCAUUCUACUGUCAGUCCUCUGUCUGUCUUGUGCAAAAUAGUUUUUCUGAUACAGUGAACAUGUCUUCCCAGAAGACACCUUAUCAAGGACCGGAUAGAGUGUUUGGUGAUUUUCGUUGUUGGAAGUGCAAUCGUACAUGGAGCAGUGGUAAUUCAUGGGCAAACAUGGGACAAAAGUGUUUGAAAUGUGACAUCAUGAUUUAUCCCUACCAACAGCGUCCUCUUCUUAAAAAACAAGAUUAUGAUGAAGAUGAAGAAGAAGACUAUUUGUAUGAUUCUGGUGCUCCUCACCUCUCCGAUCUUUGUGAGAAAUGCAAGGAGCUUGGAUACAACUGUCGAGAAUCAUAUUAAAUUGUAUGCAUGGGACAAAACUUUGUUUAUUGUAUAUGAGUAGCAAGAGACCAAGAGUAAUAGCAGUAUUGUCAUUUGUCUAUCCCUAUUUGUGUACUGUGUAUUGUGUAUUGUAACACAUGCUUUUGCAAUGUCAUUGUUAUGUUAUGAAAUUGAUAAAUAUACAAUAUGUGGAUUUGUGUCAAAUAA
This is a messenger RNA of Amphimedon queenslandica, 1949 nucleotides long. RefSeq lists its product as uncharacterized. The coding region runs from base 134 to 958 and encodes 274 amino acids. Lineage: Eukaryota; Metazoa; Porifera; Demospongiae; Haplosclerida; Niphatidae. The transcript has 9 exons. The record is from RefSeq and is a predicted model, not a curated record.